This is a messenger RNA of Lingula anatina, 707 nucleotides long. RefSeq names its product laminin subunit alpha. Gene Ontology annotation, biological process: axon guidance; regulation of cell migration; regulation of embryonic development. Lineage: Eukaryota; Metazoa; Brachiopoda; Lingulata; Lingulida; Lingulidae. Gene Ontology annotation, molecular function: signaling receptor binding; extracellular matrix structural constituent. Gene Ontology annotation, cellular component: basement membrane. The record is from RefSeq and is a predicted model, not a curated record.
AGGGGUGGCGGUAUGGUUCUUUGGUCAUGUAAUCUGUUAGACAGAGCCAUGAUCAAGUGAUGUUCUGAUUUAUUACAAGGGUCAGGUCUUUCAUGUUGCCUAUGUUUUCAUCAAGAUGGCCAACUCUCCUCGGCCGGGUGUUUGGGUCCUGGAACGUUCCACCGACUAUGGACAGACUUGGAAACCAUGGCAGUACUUUGCAGACACAGAAAGCGAUUGUUACAACAUUUUCAAUAAACGAGCCUCUUCCCAGCCUGUAUAUGAUGAUGAUGCCAUUUGCACUGUGGAAUACUCAAAGAUAGUACCCCUUGAAGGAGGAGAGAUUGUUGUAUCCUUGGUCAAUAAUCGUCCCAGUUCCAUGAAUUUCCACGCCAGUGACAAACUCCAAGAGUGGACAGAGGCUACCAAUAUCCGUCUCCGUCUCAUGAGGACAAAAACUCUGCUUGGCCACUUGAUGGCUGUUCAGAGGCAAGACCCAACAGUGACCAGAAGGUACUUCUACAGUAUCAAGGACAUAUCUAUUGGUGGGCGCUGUGUGUGCAAUGGCCAUGCUGACGUCUGUGACAAGACAGAUCCAAAUGAUCUGUACAAGCUUCUCUGCCGCUGCCAGCACAAUACGUGUGGUGCUCAGUGUGAGAUGUGCUGCCCUGGCUUUGUGCAGAAGAAAUGGCAGAGGGCUGACAACUAUAACACCUUUGAGUGUGAAC